This is a messenger RNA of Carassius carassius (crucian carp), 1830 nucleotides long. Its product is annotated as putative P2Y purinoceptor 10. Gene Ontology annotation, molecular function: G protein-coupled receptor activity. Lineage: Eukaryota; Metazoa; Chordata; Actinopteri; Cypriniformes; Cyprinidae. The transcript has 3 exons. The coding region runs from base 169 to 1173 and encodes 334 amino acids. Gene Ontology annotation, biological process: phospholipase C-activating G protein-coupled receptor signaling pathway; positive regulation of Rho protein signal transduction. Gene Ontology annotation, cellular component: membrane. The record is from RefSeq and is a predicted model, not a curated record.
AUGAGAAAUUAUAGGGCACGUCACAUUCAGAUAACUUCCUCCUGCUGCAGCAGGUUGCUUUCUCUGCAUGCUGGACUGGAAAGCGCCAAUAAUAUCACACAUGCAAACUUCAGCUCAGUCUAACAGUGAUCUUCUGCUGUCUACUGUUAAUGAAACUGCAGUAUCACCAUGACGUUUGUGAACACAUCGUGUCUGGUGGUGAACUGCUCCUGUCCCACUCACACGAAUGUCUGGGAAACAACUAUAAACAAGCUCUACACAUACGUUUAUCUGAUUAUAUUCAUCCCAGGCCUGCUGUGCAACACCCUGGCUCUUUGGGUGCUGUGUCGGUUCAUAAGCAAAAAGACCAAAGCCAUCAUCUUCAUGAUUAAUCUAACCAUAGCUGACCUGGCUCACGUGCUGUCGCUGCCUCUUCGGAUUCACUACUACAUCACACAAGACUGGCCUUUCGGCAACAUGUUAUGUAUGCUGUGUUUUUACCUGAAAUACCUUAACAUGUAUGCUAGCAUCGCAUUUCUGGUCUGUAUUAGCAUUCAGCGCUGUGCUUUUCUCCUGCGGCCAUUCUGUGCCAGGAACUGGAAGUCUCGCUACGACGUCUGCAUCAGCGCCGCAGUCUGGGUGAUGGUGGGUCUCGGCUGCUCACCUUUCAUUUUAAUGAGGAGCAAAUCAAAUUCUGGAAAUAACAGCACUACCUGCUUUAAAGACCUGCCGAUGCGUAAGCUGGAUUUACGCUCAGCCAUUUCUAUGAUGGUUGCUGCUGAACUCUUGGGAUUUAUUGGUCCGUUAAUUAUCACUGGUUUCUGUACUUACUUAAUAGUGAACUCCAUCAGACAGAGGAACCAAAAUCAGCAGUUCACUGGUAAAACGAGUAAGGCUUUGCGCAUGGUUAGGGUGUGCACAGGGGUCUUCCUCUUCUGUUUCGCCCCCUACCACAUCAGCUUCCUGCUUUACCUGAUGGUGAGCCAAAGCAUUAUAACAAACUGUGCAGUAAGUCAGGCCAUUAGACAAUUUCACCCCAUUUCUCUCUGCGUAGCAAGCCUGAACUGCUGCCUCAACCCUCUCAUCUACUACUUCCUAACCACAGAGUUCAAGCAGCAGUUGUCUCAGCAUGGCAGCUCUGUGCUCAGGGGCCGUCUGAUGAGCAUGGAGAGCACAUCUUCCUUUAGGGAAUGAGUGAUGUGCAUGCACUUCAUCAACAGAGCAUUAUGAUAAAGAAACCUAAAUGUGCUAUGAACAUUGAAGUCAGGUAGUGUGCAAAUCUUGCCUUCAGACAGUGUAAAAACUAAAUCCAUUAUUAGUCUCGCUUAGCCAGAGCUUUAGUCUGACAGCAGAAGGUCUGGGAACCUUGGGCGCUUUGAAUGGCUAAGGCCCACUCAAGAGGCCAAAUUAUUGACAGAUAAAGCAACCAUUUGUGCCACGUCAUGUUCAGGUGCAUGGAAAUGUCCCCACAAUAACAGACCAGUGUGUGUAAAACUCUUGGAAGUAUUUUAAAGAUUCUAUGCCGUGAACUUAAAAUAUUCCACAUACUUUUGAAAAUCCAGUGUUCAGCUGAUCCUGAUAAGCGCUCGUCGUAACAGUUGUAAACAGUUGUAAAGCUUACAGUAUAAACUGAAACGUUAUGUCCAGCAAGUAUAGUUUUUACCAAAACCACUGCCUAUCAUGGCAUAGUUGAAGUAUUGGAAGUUUAACAAUGACAGCCGUCAAAGACAGACUAAUUUAAAUGGAAGAAAAAAGAAACUUUCGGUAACACUUUCUAUGAAGCCCAUAUUUAUAAUACAUUAUAAGGGUAUUCUUAAGGCAUUAUAUUGAAUGCAUAACGCAUUAUAAAAA